AUGCGCAGGGACCUUAAGCGCAAUGCUAAUGAUGCCAUGAAUUGUUACCUCAAUUUCCAGCACGCAACACACCCCGUCAUGUUUAUGGAAUAUGGAGCCUAUGUGCUUAACAUGUCAAUUCCCUUUGCCAUACCGCACUACGAGGAGAUGGGACGCGGUCUUCUGAUAGCUGCCUUGGAUAUGUGGUGUACUAACCCCUGGUCCCGGCUUUCCAAUUGCCCCUGCACAGACAUGCUCAAACUUAAGCCUGGAACACAUAAGAGCCUGAGAGCAUUGACAUCACCGCAGAAUAGCAGCAACAAGUAUCCCUUGUCGGGUCAAAAACUUCGGAUGGCUGAAAGCGUCAAUUACAAGCUCCUACGAAACUGGGCAAGACGCCACACCUCACAGCUGGCUGCCCAUGAGGGCAUCACGUUUACACCAAAAAUUCAGAAGCAAGAUAUUCGUCUCCCCAACACAGGGCAAAAUGCAGUGCUUGAAGUGGUUCCCCUUACCCGCCCACGUGGACGCAAUAACGCUCCCUCAAAGACUACUGCUGAAUAUGUCUGUGCAACCCCAGUCAGCGCAGAUAGGCUGCAACUUAGUGAGAUUACAGAGGUUGCACCGCAUGGACGCACUGAUGCUCCGUCAAGACUCACCCCUGGAGUUAUUUGUAAAACCCCAGUGCACGCAGAGCCGCCCAGUGCAUGGUCUUCGUCCGAGCCGGAAGUGGUGCCGGCUAAAUCUACACAGCUUGAUGUAAACGAACUGACCACUGACUCUGUCCGAAACCAAUCUAAGUCCUCAAGAAAAGCCUUCAGGACCCAGUACACGACGUCGUCCAACAGAAUUAUGCCAACAAAGAGGACGAAAUUGGUGAAUGGUGAUGUACCACAGAAUACACCUAACAACAGCGAAAUCACUUCGAAACUGUCCCAUAAAACUGUCGAGUUUUCUUGCGAUGGCGGAAAGACGGCCUCUGAAAACGAACAGUCCUGUCAAUCGCACGCUUCGCUUCUUCCAGAAACAUCCCCUCGAAUACGACCGGGCCACUGUGAAAGACGAGCAUCUUUGUGCGGUGAUUUCGUUGUCUCCAGACCAGCACCUAUCCAACGAGUACCAGGUUUGGACUUGGAUGUGGACGCCUCAAAGGUGGUCAGGCCAGCAAGUCUUCCGGCGAGGAGUCCCCACCCCGGUAAAUUGUUGGCCUUGGACCCACCAAAACGAUGUCUCGAGAAGCCAACACCUCGAAAGAUUAACUCCUCUACAAACAACGCGAGGAGAAGUACGCUUGACCCCAAUUCAACGCAUUUGCAUCCAACAGUUGCCAGUGUAGUCAUAAAAAGUCUGGACGGUGGUAUGGUGGCCUACAAAGGCCUUGCGGAACUAGAUCGGAAGGACGUCAACUUGGUGCUCAGGAGACCUGAACCAAGCCAGUCAAAGCACGUAACUGGGGGAUAUAACCAGUGCCGACGCAGGCACACCCGAGGUUGUAACACGCUGGACAUCGCCGAAAUCGACGACCUAACUGUGGACAUGUGGUCAAAGCCAUUUCUGGCAUACUGUUCAUCAUCAGGCAGACCUACCCAAGCCAAGGUUUGGACGCCUUGGUAUCCGAACCCGGAUCCUUUUGGCCAUUGA
This is a messenger RNA of Dibothriocephalus latus, 1620 nucleotides long. NCBI's taxonomy places the organism in Eukaryota, Metazoa, Platyhelminthes, Cestoda, Diphyllobothriidea, Diphyllobothriidae. The record is from the annotation of a GenBank genome assembly.